Messenger RNA from Daucus carota subsp. sativus, 960 nucleotides. RefSeq names its product actin-related protein 2/3 complex subunit 2A. Gene Ontology annotation, molecular function: structural constituent of cytoskeleton; actin filament binding. Gene Ontology annotation, cellular component: actin cytoskeleton; Arp2/3 protein complex. The transcript is spliced from 7 exons. The record is from RefSeq and is a predicted model, not a curated record. Lineage: Eukaryota; Viridiplantae; Streptophyta; Magnoliopsida; Apiales; Apiaceae. Bases 50 to 943 code for a protein of 297 amino acids. Gene Ontology annotation, biological process: Arp2/3 complex-mediated actin nucleation; actin filament polymerization.
CUUCACUCUCUGCAAUAUAUCUAUCUAUCUGCUCAACAAUAUUUGGCCAAUGUCAAUGAUUUUACUGUCUUCCCAUUCCAAGUACCUGCUGGAUAUUUUGUCUAACCGGGUUGAAAAUGCAGAAGGAGUUGAUAUUGAACGUAGAUGGACCGAAUUCAGUGAUGUUUGUUAUCAUAUAAAGGGAUCUUCUGAAACCCCCGAAUUUCUGAAUGUGUCAGUAUCGUUUCCCACACCACCUGAAGAAACUGAAAUUGAAAAGGGGCUUCCUUGUGGUGCCACAGAAGCUGUAAAAGUAGCAUAUGGUGUGGUCGUUGAAUCUAUUGUUCCUCCAGACGAGGGCUUUAGUCUCACACUCAAAUUGGAUUUAUCAAAACUUCCUAAAAAUAAAGAGAAGAGAAAUGAUAUGUUGGUGAAGAUUGCAGCUGUAAGGGAAGUGGUACUAGGCGCUCCAUUAAAAAGGAUUCUGGAGCAUCUGGCCUCCAGGACUCGUGCCCCAGCCAAAGAUAGGGUCAUUACCCUUGUACAUCGGCCAAAGGAGUGCAUUUUUCUUAUUCCUCGGGAAGAUAAGGUUACUGUGAUUUAUCCUAUCAAUUUCGAGGAUUCAAUAGAUACAGUGCUUGCAACGUCUUUCCUACAGGACUUGGCGGAAACAAGGCGGUCUGCUAGUCUCUAUUCUGCACCUUCCUGCACAUGGUCUUCUACUCCUCCUGCGGAACUGGACAAUGCUACCACUGAAUCAUUGUCUGUAAAUGCAGGAUUCUUUACCUUCGUGAUUCUCCCACGACAUGUAGAAGGAAAAAAACUAGAUAGGACUGUAUGGAUUUUAUCAACAUUUCAUGCUUAUGUGAGCUACCAUGUCAAGGUAAGGUUUCUCUGUUCCUACAUUUCUACUUAUACAAUCAUGAUUCUGGACUUUUGGUCUUCAAGGAGAAUAAAUGCUUAGGUCCUGGUUUUCUUUAU